Mus caroli (Ryukyu mouse) is the source of this 1495-nucleotide messenger RNA. RefSeq names its product trimethyllysine hydroxylase, epsilon (gene Tmlhe). Gene Ontology annotation, molecular function: iron ion binding; trimethyllysine dioxygenase activity. NCBI's taxonomy places the organism in Eukaryota, Metazoa, Chordata, Mammalia, Rodentia, Muridae. Gene Ontology annotation, biological process: carnitine biosynthetic process. The record is from RefSeq and is a predicted model, not a curated record. Gene Ontology annotation, cellular component: mitochondrion.
AGCAGGCUGGGGGAGGGGAGCGGGAGUCAGACUGCUGUGGGAGGCUGGGUAGUAAAACGCAAAAGGACUGACAAGGCGCCACUACAGCCCCUCUUUGCUUGCAUUUACCUCCUCAAACUUCUGAGUCGCGACUUCCAGCGCAGGAUGUGGUACCAUAAGUUGUUGCACCAACAAAGCAGGCUCCAGAAUUUGAUGAAGAGAGGAAACAUAGCUCAAGGUCUUCAUCUGUCCAACUUUAAAAGUUUAUUUUCAUUAUCCAUCCAUUGGUGCCAUACAACUUCCAAGUCUGUGAACUGUACUUGGCACCAACAUGAAGAUCAUUUGGAACUGCAAUAUGCUGGCACUGUGAUGCGCUUUGAUUAUGUCUGGCUUCGAGACCACUGCCGCUCAGCAUCAUGCUAUAAUUCUAAGACUCACCAGCGGAGCCUGGACACUGCCAGUGUGGAUUUAUGUAUUAAGCCAAAGACAGUUCAUCUGGAUGAAACUAUGCUCUUUUUCACUUGGCCAGAUGGUCAUGUGACUAGAUAUGAUCUGGAUUGGCUGGUGAAAAACAGUUAUGAAGGGCAGAAACAAAAGGUUAUCCAACCUAGAAUAUUAUGGAAUUCUAAACUCUACCAGCAAGCCCAAGUUCCAUCUGUUGAUUUCCAGUGUUUUUUAGAAACAAAUGAAGGGUUGAAGCAGUUUCUGCAGAACUUUCUGCUGUAUGGAAUUGCAUUUAUAGAAAAUGUCCCUCCCACUCAAGAGCAUACAGAAAAAUUGGCAGAAAGGAUCAGCUUAAUCAGAGAGACCAUCUAUGGAAGGAUGUGGUAUUUCACUUCAGAUUUUUCCAGAGGUGACACUGCAUACACCAAACUAGCUCUAGAUCGGCAUACUGACACUACCUACUUUCAAGAGCCCUGUGGCAUUCAAGUAUUUCAUUGUCUUAAGCAUGAAGGAACAGGUGGUAGAACACUCUUAGUGGAUGGAUUCUAUGCAGCACAACAAGUACUUCAAAAAGCACCUGAGGAAUUUGAACUCCUCAGCAAAGUACCAUUGAAGCAUGAAUAUAUUGAAAAUGUUGGACAAUGUCACAAUCACAUGAUUGGGGUUGGGCCCAUCUUAAAUAUCUACCCAUGGAAUAAAGAGCUGUAUUUAAUCAGGUACAACAACUAUGACAGGGCUGUCAUCAACACUGUGCCUUAUGAUGUUGUCCAUCGUUGGUAUGCAGCACACCGAACCCUAACAACUGAAUUGAGAAGGCCUGAGAAUGAGCUUUGGGUCAAAUUGAAGCCUGGAAAGGUACUAAUUAUAGACAACUGGCGAGUACUUCAUGGCAGGGAAUCAUUCACUGGCUACCGUCAACUCUGUGGCUGCUAUUUAACUAGAGAUGAUGUAUUGAAUACUGCUCGUCUCCUGGGUCUUCAUGCAUAAAAUCGAAAGUGCUAGGAUUAUGAAUACACUUGGCAUCCUCCUACCAGAAUUUUAUAUCAACAGAAUAAUAUUGUGUUAAAAUUUG